AUGGAAUUUGCCGUUGAAUCUGGUUUGAAGACCAUGGAGAGUGGGGAGGGGAUUAGGAGGAAUCAAGCUUUGAUAUGCGCACCAUUAAUGGCUGACACAGUAGAUCAAAUGGUGGAUUUGAUGCACAAGGCUAAGUCGAAGGGAGCCGAUAUCGUGGAAAUCAGAUUGGAUCACUUGAAGAUUUUCAACCCUUGCAGUGAUAUCGAAAAAAUGAUCAAAGUCUGUCCUCUGCCCACCCUCUUCACAUACAGACCAUUAUGGGAAGGUGGUCAAUAUGCUGGUGAUGAAAAAAGUCGUUUCGAGGCACUUCGACUAGCCAUGGAGUUGGGAGCUGAUCACAUUGACAUUGAGCUUAAGGCUGCACAUGAGUUCAACGAUUUUUUGCAUGGAAAUAAGCCUGGAAAAUGCAAAGUCAUUAUUUCUUCUCACAACUAUGAUAACACUCCACCGGUUAAGGACCUCGGAAACCUGAUUACAAGAAUUCAAGCUGCUGGAGCUGACAUAAUAAAGUUUGCAACAACAGCUUUGGAUAUCACAGAUGUGGCACGUGUUUUUCAGAUAACAGUUCAUUCCCAAGUACCAAUCAUAGCAAUGGUAAUGGGAGAGAGAGGAUUGAUGUCAAGAAUACUAUGUCCAAAAUUUGGUGGAUAUCUCACGUUUGGUACGCUGGAGGCAGGACAGGUAUCUGCUCCUGGGCAACCGACCAUAGAGGAGUUGGUUAAUUUAUACAACUUUAGACUGUUAGAGCCUGAUACAAAAGUUUUUGGGAUUAUCGGGAAUCCUGUAAGCCACAGCAAAUCUCCAAAAUUAUACAAUGAAGCUUUCAAAUCAGUUGGCUUUAAUGGAGUGUACCUACAUUUGUUGGUGGAUGACGUUCCUAAAUUUUUCAGGACAUAUUCGUCUUUGGAUUUUGCUGGCUUCAGCGUCACAAUUCCUCAUAAGGAAGCGGCACUUGCGUGCUGUGAUGAAGUUGAUCCUGUUGCAAAGUCAAUAGGGGCAGUUAAUUGCGUCGUCAGGCGUCCUGAUGGGAAGUUGUUUGGUUGCAAUACAGACUAUGUUGGUGCAAUUUCUUCCAUUGAGGAUGGUCUUCGAGGUUCGCAAAAUGGCUCUACGGGAACAGGGUCGCCCCUGGCCGGAAAACUGUUUGUAGUCAUUGGUGCUGGUGGAGCAGGCAAGGCACUUGCGUAUGGUGCAAAAGAAAAGGGUGCGAGGGUUGCAAUUGCUAAUCGCACCUAUGAUCGAGCUAGAGAACUUGCUGACGUUGUUGGAGGGCAGGCUUUGUCUCUUGCUGAGUUAGAUAAUUUUCGUCCAGAAAAGGGAAUGAUACUUGCAAAUACUACUUCUAUCGGGAUGCAUCCCAAGGUCAAUGAUACACCUGUUUCGAAGGAAGCUCUGGCUAAUUACAUGCUCGUUUUCGAUGCUGUUUACACUCCCAAAAUCACGAGACUUCUGCGGGAAGCAGCAGAAUCAGGAGCCCAAAUUGUCACAGGAGUAGAUAUGUUCAUUGGACAGGCAUAUGAACAAUACGAAAGGUUUACUGGUUUGCCAGCGCCGAAGGUACAAUUUAAGAAAAUCAUGGAAAAUUAA
This is a messenger RNA of Fraxinus pennsylvanica, 1587 nucleotides long. The record is from the annotation of a GenBank genome assembly. Lineage: Eukaryota; Viridiplantae; Streptophyta; Magnoliopsida; Lamiales; Oleaceae.